This is a messenger RNA of Schistosoma bovis, 2151 nucleotides long. NCBI's taxonomy places the organism in Eukaryota, Metazoa, Platyhelminthes, Trematoda, Strigeidida, Schistosomatidae. The record is from the annotation of a GenBank genome assembly.
CUUGGAAAGAUGACCGUCGAUCAGGUUGUAAUAAUAUUAUUCCUCAUAAUGUCCCAAGUGUCUAUCCUUUAUUGAAAAAUCUUCCAACUACUGUUUCGAUUGCUUCACUGACUUACUAUCGGUAAUUUUAAUUAUCCCGCUGAAAACCUGCGAAAUUUCGACCUGGAUAAAAAAAUGAUCAUGCCUAUUUAGUUAACACAUCAGUUGCGGGCAAGACAGAGUCAUCACUUUGUCUACAGUCCAUCCUAAACACAAUAAUAUUGAAUUUACUCAACACCUAGGUGUUGAGCUUACGUUUGUUUUCAGUACACUAUUGAAUGUUCAGAAAUUCGGAUUGUACAUAUUGUACAUAUGAAAAUGAUCUUUGUAGCCCAUAUACAUCUACAAAGCCGCCCUACUUUGGAUGCAACACGCAAGACUUUUCUGGCACCUAUGGUACGUGUUUCAACACAUCCCAUGCGUCUUCUGUGUCUGGAAUAUGGUGCAGAUUAUGUAAUUUCUGAAGAAUUGAUCGACCAAAGAAUUAUCCGCUCUUCAAGGAUAGUAAAUGCUGAAUUGAAUACCAUUGAUUUCGUUCUACCCGAUGGUUCAGUGACAUUUCGUACAUCGGCGGAAGAGAAAAACCGCGUUAUUGUCCAAUUAGGAACUCCAGAGCCUGGGACAGCAUUACAAGCCGCCAAAAUGCUGGAAAAUGAUGUUAUGGGUAUUGAUGUGAAUAUGGGUUGUCCUAAAGCAUAUUCUAUAAAGGGUGGGAUGGGAGCAGCCUUACUGACAAAACCAGAAAUUGUCAAAGACAUUCUUACUACUUUGACUACAAAUCUCCGAAUUCCAGUUACUUGUAAAAUGAGGAUUUUGCCUGAAUUAGAAAAAACAAUUGCUUUGGCUAAGCUAAUUGAAUCGACAGGUGUUGCAGCGAUCACAGUACACGGUAGAACAAUCAAUGAACGUUCAAUGCAUCGGAAUCGUAAUGAAGUUAUUCAAGCAAUAGCUGAUUCAGUAGGUAUACCUGUUUUGGCAAAUGGUGGGUCUCGUGAUAUAAUUAGAAAUCAUGAAGAUAUUGAAUAUUUUAGACAAUUGACUAGUGCAACCGGUGUUGUUAUAGCCAGAGCUGCUAUGUGGAAUCCUGCCAUAUUCAAAUCACUUCAAGUUGACGAACCGUUACCUAAACUUGAGGAAAUUAUUUGUAGAUAUUUAACUCUGUCUGUUCGUUAUGAUCAUCAUAUAGCUGGUGCAAAGUAUUGUGUUUUACGGAUGUUACACGAUUUCGGUGGUACGCCGAUAUAUGAAGAUGUAUUAGCUUCGAAUGAACUACGUGAUCUAUGUGCCAUAUGGAAUAUGUUAGAUGUUUACGAUCAUGAAAUGUCUAAUCGACUAGAACGUUUAAAGAAUCAUCAACUUACAUUAAACAAUUCAACAGUUAAUUGUAAUCAAGAAAUAAUUUCAUCUCCUUCACUAUCAGUUUCUUCUGACUCUCUCUCAGUUCCAGAGAAACGACCUCGUGUAGAAGAACAUUUAUCAAAUACUACAACAGUAUUAGUGAAUGAUAAUAAUGUGCUUGGGAUAAAAAUAAAUAAUUUCGAAGAAAUUGUACUCUCUAUUCCAUAUGAACGUAGAUUUUGGCCUGAUCAUGGAACUAGUCCAAAACAAAUACUUCGUGAACACUGUAAAUUAUUAAAAUGGGAUUCACCUAAAUACGAAACUAUUGAAGAUCGUAACAAAAGAUCAUUUUUCAGUACUGUUUUAGUGAAUGGUAAACGUUAUCGAAAUACCAGCGCAUGUAAAUCAAAAAAGUAUGCUGAACAAGCAGCUGUAUUAGUUUGUCUACAUGUGUUAGGCAUACCCGAUGGAAAAGUUCACGCUGAUGAAAAUAAUAAGGUUAAUCUUAAUAAUAAAUAAUUUCACAUAAUAUUUUUUAUGAUUUGUAAACAAAACAAAAAUGUAACCAAAAGAGAGGUUUUCUUCAAUAUUUUGAUAAAUUUGAUUUUUGGAUAGAACAAUUGCUUAUUUAUUGAGUUAUGUAUUUGUUAACUUAUAUAGAGAUAUAACAUCAUCAUCUCCAGUCAUAUUCAACAAUUCUAGUUUAAGUUUUAAAACAAAUCUGUAGUUCCUCAGAUUUUUUUUCCAAUACGUCCUGAUAAUGGUAACUAAACU